Molecule: messenger RNA, 420 nt
Organism: Owenia fusiformis
Lineage: Eukaryota; Metazoa; Annelida; Polychaeta; Sabellida; Oweniidae
Source: the annotation of a GenBank genome assembly
AUUGCCAAGAGGUGUUCUGUAUUGCCAGGAGGUGGUCUGUAUUGCCAAAAGGUGGUCUGUAUUUUGCCGGGAGGUGGUCUUUAUUGUCAGAAGGUUGUCUGUAUUGCCAAGAGGUGGUCUGUAUUGCCAAGAGGUGGUCUGUAUUGCCAGGAGGUGGUCUGUAUAGCCAAGAGGUGUUCUGUAUUGCCAGGAGGUGGUCUGUAUUGCCAAGAGGUGGUCUGUAUUGCCAAGAGAUGGUCUGUAUUGCCAGGAGGUGGUCUGUAUAGCCAAGAGGUGUUCUGUAUUGCCAGGAGGUGGUCUGCAUUGCCAGAGGGUGGUCUGUAUCGCCAACUAGGUGGUUUGUAUUACCAGUUAAGUGGUCUGUAUUGCCAGAAGAUGGUCUGAAUUACCAGGGUGUAUUCUGUAACAGGAGGUGGUCUG